Fraxinus pennsylvanica is the source of this 426-nucleotide messenger RNA. NCBI's taxonomy places the organism in Eukaryota, Viridiplantae, Streptophyta, Magnoliopsida, Lamiales, Oleaceae. The record is from the annotation of a GenBank genome assembly.
AUGCACUCAUCUCUCAGCUUCUUGGUGUCGGGGCAAGCACAACAGAUCUUCUUCUUCGGUUUUGAAUCAGAAGAAGGUGCCACAGUGGUUGAGCCUUGGUCCUUUUGCGAUUGUAAAGAGACAACAGAAGAAGAGUUCUGUAUUGGCAAUCCAUCCAUUGUCAAGGGUCAGAAAAUAUUUUAUGAAGAGUCUAAGCUUGUCACUCGAGACAAGCUCAGACCUUGGCCCAACAUAAAUUGUAACAUCAUGGGGAUAUCUUUGCUUGGUUAUGGUGAAGUUGUUCUUUGUCUGCAAGUGACCAUCAAUAAAUUUAAGUAUAGGGAUGACAUUAGCUCUAGCGAUAAGUUGGUUGUUGGGAGGAAAGCAGCUAGUACUUCUCCAGAUCAAUCUCCAGUGAUUAGGUGGCCAAAGAUGUUACAGAAAUAG